Brettanomyces nanus is the source of this 1188-nucleotide messenger RNA. RefSeq lists its product as uncharacterized. Bases 1 to 1188 code for a protein of 395 amino acids. NCBI's taxonomy places the organism in Eukaryota, Fungi, Ascomycota, Pichiomycetes, Pichiales, Pichiaceae. The record is from RefSeq and is a predicted model, not a curated record. The transcript has a single exon.
AUGUUGCUUCUUGCCAAACCUUUCCUUUCGACGGCAUUUAUUGUUGCCAGAAGAUCUGUAUCUUCAUCUUUUCGUCCUUCGAUUUCUCCUAUUCAUUCUGCUUUGCAAUUCAGUUUUCCUCGAUUCCAGUCGAAUCUUCAAAAACGUGAUCCUGAGCAUAACAAACACAUUUCUGCCGAUGCCUUUGAAAAAAAAGAGGUGAUCAAGAGAAGGAUCCCCGGUGAAAGAGUGCAGGGUAAUACACUUCAGGACAGAUUCCCGUCCACCUGGAAAUUCGAUCUGGAAGCAAUGCCAACUCUACUGCCACGUCCCGGGGUCCCCGAGCCAAAUAGAUAUCCAUUGGCAAAGAUGUAUCAGUUUCUUAAAUCUAAGAAGGAACCCGAGCUCAUAUAUGAGGCUGAACCACAUAAACUCUACUUUGUGUUCUGUUAUGCCUUUGCUAUAGUUUUCAUAGUGUACUCUGUCAAUGCCUUGGUCAUUGGUCGUCAACUAACCGAUAGGAUGUAUGCGGACAACGAAAUGAAUUUGGAAAACUGGAAAUUGGAUCUUGAGUAUAUCAUGCAUGGUGUGAUUGUCAUGGUAUUGGGUCUUCUUCCUCUUUCUGUUGGAUUCGGAUUUCUUUGGCUUCCCACCAGAUUGAUUCGUCGUAUAUGGUACCUACCUGCUGGUGCUGGUAGAGGUGCGUAUAUUAGAUUCACUACUCAUCCAUUGUUACCAAAUCGUCCCACACCAAUUCGUAUCAUGCCUCUAGGCUCUUUGCAGAAAUCGAUUACCGCUAGGAUAUACUCUGGUAAGGGAUUCUAUGGUGUCAAUGACUCCUCUUUUUUCUUCUUUCUCAGAGAAAGUGGUAAGAAGCUCCCCUUUAUAGUGGAUAGAAAAGGAUUUUUCUGGGGUGAUGGCAGAAUUUUUGACUUGAUUUUCAGUAACAGUUCCAUCGAUGAGGUAGAAAGCUCCAAGAAAAUCGAUGAAGUCUAUGGUGAUAUGUUAAAGGAGAGAAGAGCUAAGCAGCAAGAGCUGAGGAAACAGUAUGGUUUUGGUUGGAGAACUAAAGCUGCCGGUAAGUUGAUGUUGAACGAUAUCUCUAAGAUCAAGAGUAUAUUAGGAGAAGACGGUAAGACUCCUGUAAAGAAAGAGGAGCCAAAGAAGCCAGAGAAGUCGGAAGAGACAGAAGAACCAAAGAAUACUUAA